GGGAAGACAUGCCAAUCAGAUCCUCCUCUUGCCCUAGUGCGCCAUGGGCUUCUGGCAAUCUAACUAAAGUACACCGAAUCUGGAACCCCGUGACCAAUAGGGGUUCGGACAUCGGGGUGUGUGGUUCUCUUUGCUCGUUUCUGUCAAAAGGCCCAAACCUACAUUUAAGAUUUAUUUCAAUGCUGAUGAAGAAAAAGGUUUCCCCCAUCCUGCGGGGGGAUAACGUUCUGUCCAACUUACCGAGUCAUUCUUACCCUCUUGGUGCACAAUCUGAAUCGACUACUGAUUAGGGCUCUGAGUACGGAGUACAACUUCCGCGGCACACACGUAGCGGCUCACUAGUGCGCAUUCAACGUCCUUCUCUCCUAAAUCUUAGUGUGUUCCUUCCAAGAUAUGUGCAUAAGAUGCAAUUUUUUAUCUCCUGGUCGGUGGCGGGGAGGGGGCGCACCGUCUCUUGGCGCCCUAUGAUGGAUCCCGAUAUACGAAGAGUCAUCGGAAGACGGACGGCAUCUCGUCGGAUAUUGCCCGUUUCUCUCUAACUGCAGGGCUUGUGCUCCUCAACAAGCCUAUCACUCUCUCUCUCGGUUCGACUGUGAAUUCGUAUUCACUUUCAUGCUACCUCCUGAAAGCAGUAACGAAGAAUGGUUGGCGUACCGCGCAGCACUGGCUGUCGCGCCUGUCUCCAGCGGCGGGUCAAAUGCGACCAAACCCGUCCAGCGUGUCUCCGCUGUGUAAAGCGAAAAAUAGCCUGUCCCGGUUAUCAAAAGAGAUUCCAAUUCUACCAUAAAACUGCCCCCGCCGUCGUCAAGUCGAUUCCCGAUCGCGACGAUCAACGACCACCGCCGCAAAAUGCGAAGCACCAACAAAUGCUCCUCAUCCGUCGGAUGGACCAGACCUUGGCCCCCAACCUGACCGCAACCGCCCUCGAUACUCAGCUCAAAGAGGUCUUCUCGGAUGUCGUCUCCGCCAUCUUCCCGAACCUAUAUGCCGCCUUCUCCGCCCGCGUCGACCUCACCUGGGUCGACUUCGUCCGCCACCACUCGGCCGCCCAGCCCAGCGCCGUGAACUGGGGCAUCCGCUGCCUGAACACUUGGUAUUUGGCGCGGCGACAUCGAGAUGACGGCCAGCUGCAGGUUAGUCGACAUAUGUAUAAUCGGGCCCUGCGCGGGCUGGUCCAGGCGCUGCGUGACCCGACGAAGGUCAAAUCGGAUUCCACGCUCGCGGCCGCGAUGGCCCUGGGUGUAUACGAGAUGCUGGACGGGGUGGGCCCGAAUUCAUGGUUGGUGCAUUCGCGGGGGAUCGGGGCGCUGUUCCGAUUGCGUGGGGCGGAUGCCCAUCGCUCUGGCUUCGGGCGGACCAUGUACACCACGUACCGGGCGUUUCUGGUGGCGGAGGCGUUUGUGUGCCAGGAGGCGUGCUUCUUGGAGGGUGAGGAGUGGAGGAAGAUGAAUCGGGACGCCCUGCGGGCGGAGGAGCGUGAGGGGAAGGCCGGGCAACUGGGUGAAAUCACCGAGACGGCGUUUGGCGAAGUCUUGCUUUGUCCGGGGUACUUGGUGCGUACGCGCGAAGCGAUUACGGGGCCGACCUCUGAGGAGUCGAGGGAGGCGUUGGCGGCGGCGAUUCGCUGCAGUCGAGACAUUCUGCGAGGUUUGCAGGGACGGUUGGCGGCCAUUUUGGAGCUUCGUUUGAAUGGUCCGGUCGUUCAGAGGAGGAAUACCCUGCAUGGGCAUGUUCCUGAGGAGUUCGCGCAUACUAUUUCGCAUAGGAGUCUGCGGGGGAUAGACUCGGCGCUGGCGCUGCUGGAUCAGCUUCUUGUGCUGCUUGUUGCUAAGAAAAUCCGCAUGCUGGGUUCGGUUGAUAGCGAACCCGGAGAGAGUCCUUGGGAUACGGUCACAUAUCGACCGGCUCCGGAGGGCCCAGCGCCCGUCAGUGAAGAGAAGCUGGGUGAAAACCCGGUCGAGGCCCUCGAUUGGCUCGAUCAGCUUGCACUGUCUAUGGGGACUCUGGCACUCAAGACAUGAGGAAUUUUUGGCUCCGCGUCAUUGAGGCCCGGUUACCAUGUCGACCAGGACCAUUCCUUUCAUUUAUUCUCUUGCCCAGUAAAUCGGGCCUGUUCUGCGUUAUUUUUGUUCUAUUUUUGUUCAGCUGAGCAUAACUACUGCCUACAAUGCUUCGUUGUCCCCGCAACCUUAAGAAUGCGGAAGAACAAGCCUUGAGUAUGCUGUCGAACCGAUGGCUAGUCCCGGUCGCCACAA
This is a messenger RNA of Aspergillus alliaceus, 2255 nucleotides long. RefSeq names its product Zn(II)2Cys6 transcription factor. NCBI's taxonomy places the organism in Eukaryota, Fungi, Ascomycota, Eurotiomycetes, Eurotiales, Aspergillaceae. The transcript is spliced from 2 exons. Gene Ontology annotation, biological process: regulation of DNA-templated transcription. The record is from RefSeq and is a predicted model, not a curated record. Gene Ontology annotation, molecular function: DNA-binding transcription factor activity, RNA polymerase II-specific; zinc ion binding. The coding region runs from base 642 to 2021 and encodes 459 amino acids.